This is a messenger RNA of Trematosphaeria pertusa, 1066 nucleotides long. Its product is annotated as histone-fold-containing protein. The transcript is spliced from 3 exons. Gene Ontology annotation, cellular component: nucleosome. Gene Ontology annotation, molecular function: DNA binding; structural constituent of chromatin; protein heterodimerization activity. The record is from RefSeq and is a predicted model, not a curated record. The coding region runs from base 285 to 746 and encodes 153 amino acids. NCBI's taxonomy places the organism in Eukaryota, Fungi, Ascomycota, Dothideomycetes, Pleosporales, Trematosphaeriaceae.
CAUCCAGCAAGAUCACAAUGCUUCACGAUUCCGCUUGCAAUUGCACCCUCCGCUUUCACCCUAUCUCAUCUAUUCUUGCGCCGUCUGUUGUGCUGUGACAAAGCGCACAAUUACAGCAGCAUUGGAAGCUAGACGCGACUUUUAAGCCCCCAUCGCGAGGUCUCAUAUUGCAGUUUGCGCCCGCAAUUCCGCCUGUUUCACCCCGUUUGCCAUUGCUUCGACUCCUGCGGGUACUCGCAGACUCGAUAGUACCAUUCUUCGAAAUUUCCCGCGCAUAGACCGCAAUGCCGCCGAAAGGACAAGCCAGGCGCAAUCUCGCGCGCCCGACGCGCGGAGGAGGAGCUGCGGGACGAGGAGGACGCAAGAGCGCAGGCGGCAGGAGAUCAUCGGGAAUGCGCCUCGGACAGCCUGGACCAGCGCCCGAGCGAGCGAAGAGGCGAUACAGGCCUGGGACCGUUGCGCUGAAGGAGAUUCGACGGUAUCAGAAGUCAACCGAGCUGCUCAUUCUCAAGGCGCCGUUCCAGAGACUGGUACGAGAAAUCGCCCAGGGAGUAACGACCCAGGACGGACCCGACAGAUGGCAAAGUCAAGCUAUCCAGGCGCUGCAGGAGGCUACCGAAGCUUUCCUCGUCAGCCUCUUCCACGACGCCAACCUCUGCGCCAUCCAUGCGAAGCGCGUCACCAUCCAGCAGAAGGAUAUACAGCUUGCGCGGCGACUGCGCGCGGCCUGGGGAGCUCCCAUUUGAAGAGGGGCCAUUCCUCGCGAAGGAGACCAAUUGCGCAUAUACCUUUCGAUUCUGCUGAGGGCUUAGGGGUGGCGGACAGUUAGUGAGGCACCAAUUGCUAUUUGAAAGGCAUGGCGGCCACUGUUGAAACACCUAGGUGUGGAAUAAGCCACGAAUUGGGUGGUUCUGUCGGCGUUCUGAGGCGUGUGAGGCUCGAGGUGUUGACGGCGGUCCUGGAUUGCUCCUUGAAUGUUUUUGGCGUCAUUUGUAUACCAAUUAGUACGCCGUCUGGCAUUAUUCUUGCCCUCGAGAACAAUUGAAACCCGACUAAUUCUUCAUCC